Molecule: messenger RNA, 1801 nt
Organism: Rhododendron vialii
Lineage: Eukaryota; Viridiplantae; Streptophyta; Magnoliopsida; Ericales; Ericaceae
Product: bifunctional protein FolD 4, chloroplastic-like
Exons: 6
Coding region: 201-1232 (343 amino acids)
Biological process (GO): tetrahydrofolate interconversion
Cellular component (GO): cytosol
Molecular function (GO): methylenetetrahydrofolate dehydrogenase (NADP+) activity; methenyltetrahydrofolate cyclohydrolase activity
Source: RefSeq, a predicted model, not a curated record
UGACUCUCUUCUCUCGGUUUCUCUCACUGUCAUCUCAACGUCUCUCUCUCUCACUCUCAACCUCUCUCUCUCUCUCUCUCUCUCUCUCUCUCUCUGUCUCUCAAGUUAAGCCACUCAACUCCCCAUUUUCCUUCAGUUUUGCAUCAUUCAUCAUCUCUUGCAGUACUACCAGUGGAUACAAGGAAGGAAAGGCAGCUGGAAUGGCUUCUUUGCAGCACACAAGUAUCAAUACCACAGUUUUAUGCAAAAAAGGGACGAUUUCCGUAAUGGGUGUUUCGGCUCUUCCGUCGUCACUACCGAGGUUCAGAACCAUUGUGGGUUUCGCGACAGCUGCAAUGGCUGCUGGAACCUCUGCAAAGAUCAUUGAUGGAAAAUCAAUUGCAAAGCAAAUCAGAGAUGAGAUAACUGUUGAAAUAUUGAGGAUGAAGGAUACGGUUGGUGUUGUUCCAGGAUUAGCAGUUAUUCUAGUGGGUGACAGGAAGGAUUCUGCAACUUAUGUACGCAACAAGAAGAAAGCUUGUGAAUCUGUGGGGAUCAAUUCCUAUGAAGUGCACUUGUCUGAAGACUCCACAGAACAGGAAGUGCUUAAGCAUAUCUCAGGCUUCAGUGAUGAUCCCUCUGUACACAGAAUUCUUGUUCAGUUACCUCUUCCUUCCCAUAUGAAUGAGCAGAAUAUCUUGAAUUCUGUUUGCAUUGAGAAAGAUGUGGAUGGAUUCCACCCACUUAACAUUGGGCGCCUUGCCAUGCGUGGUAGAGAGCCCUUAUUUGUUUCAUGUACACCUAAAGGAUGCAUAGAGCUACUACAUCGAUAUGGCGUGGAUAUCAAGGGAAGGAGGGCUGUUGUGAUUGGCAGGAGCAAUAUUGUUGGAACACCAGCUGCUCUAUUGCUGCAGAGAGAAGAUGCUACUGUCAGCGUUGUCCAUUCCAGAACCAAUAAUCCGGAGGAGAUCACAAGACAAGCAGAUAUCAUCAUUGCUGCUGUAGGGCAAGCAAACAUGGUGAGGGGUAGUUGGAUAAAGCCUGGUGCUGUUGUUAUCGAUGUUGGAAUUAAUCCAGUUGAGGAUGCAAAAAGUGCAAAAGGGUAUCGUUUGGUUGGAGAUGUAUGUUAUGAGGAGGCUUGCAAGAUUGCUUCAGCAAUUACUCCAGUUCCCGGGGGAGUUGGACCCAUGACUAUUGCAAUGCUUCUAUCUAAUACUCUCAGCUCAGCAAAGAGAUUUCACAACUACAGAUGAGGGAGGAGGAUUCAUUGUCGUUCAGUUAGUCUACUACCUAUUCCCCUCAAGCACCUGUUUAGACAGUGCUUGGAUCUUGGAUUUGUUAACUGAUUUUGAGAAAAUCUCCACAAUAUUUUUUGGCCACUGCAAAUUUAUAUCCAAACAUAGCCCUCGCGUGAGCGCCUUUUGAUUUCUCUCUGUUUACUGUUUCCAAUAUCUGAAUAUUGGCAUAGGCUAGACAAGGGUAGUAGUUCAUGUGAGGUUGGGUGCUUCGUAAAUAUGUUGAUCGAAGAGAAGGUGACGAGGUAAGUGCUUGCAAACUCGGUGCUUUCUUUCCAGAGAAAAGGUCCGCAGGGGAAUCGAUUUCGUACACAGGAACUCUUUGUUACAUACUAUGAUCUCACAAUUUUGUAUUUUUUAUAUUGACUAUAAAGAAGGCUAUGCCAAUUUUCUGAUGGCAUGAUUCAGAAUUGGAAGUUAUGUUCUUCUGUACAAAUAAUUAUUCGAGUUCCAGUAUAAGAAUGGUCAUACUCAUAUAAAACUCUUUCAGUAAAUGUAUAAGAUGGUGGGCAAGCGAAUCUUCUUUG